UCAUAUUACUUUACAUGGUAUCAAGAGCCUCUCUCUAACGAGCCAUUUUUUUUUCCUGAAGAUUUCACCAUGGUCAUCACCGAAUCCACCUCUGUUAUCUCCAUUACUGCCUCCACUCACUUUCCGAUCAAACUAACGCCAACCAAUUUUCCAGUUUGGAAGUGUCAAGUUCAUGCUGCCCUUAUUGGGUUAGGACUUGAAGAAUAUGUUGAUGGCGGCAUUACUGCUCCUGAUCGGUUUCUUGACGUCGCCAAAACACAAAUCAAUCCUUGUUAUACCAUUUGGUAUCGACAAGACAAGACAAUUCUGAGUGCUCUCAUUGGCAGCUGCUCGGAUCCGAUUCAACCCAUUAUUUCAACCUCCUCAACGGCGCACCAAGCGUGGGACAAACUGUCCACCACCUACGCCAGUACCUCUCGUGGGCGUAUUAUCUCGCUCAAAACGAUGUUGUCCCGCACUACCAAGGGAUCCCGUUCAGUCACAGAUUAUCUCGCCGAAAUGCAAGCCAUCGCUGAUGCUCUCGCAUUAGCUCAAAAUCCUGUAUCUGACGAGGAUCUUGUUGUCAGUAUUCUCAAUGGCUUAGGAUCUCAAUUUCCGGAUAUUACAUCAGCAAUUCGUAUCCGUGAGACCCCUCUUCCACUUGCACAAUUGCAAACAAUUUUGCUUGAACAGGAGACUAGAAAUCUGGAACAAGCAGCAUCCACUCAAGACAUGUUACCUACGGUCCAUGCCACUCAGUCUACAUCUAGGCCAAAUUUUAAUGUUGACCGACGCACUAAUUCAGGUAGCAAUCAUCGUGGGGGUCCCUCUCGACGUGGAAGGGGCUCUUUCACGCAGUCUUCAUUCCGUGGCUCCAAUCCGGUGAUAUGCCGCUUCUGUGAAAAUUCUGGCCAUGAUGUCCGCCAGUGUCGCAAAUUGCAAAGGUUUCUUCGAGAUAAUCAUGUUCCCCAUCCAUCGAGUCCGUCCAUUAAUCAUACAACGACAUCUCCUGCUUCUGGACAACCAUGGCUAUUUGAUAGUGGAGCCUCUCAUCAUGUCACGUCAGAUGUUUCUACUCUUCCAUCCUACAUCCUACGUUGAUUAUGGCGGUCCCGAUGCAGUUCAAUUAGGUGAUGGAUCGCAGCACGGGGGCGCCACUAAUGCGAGGGGAGAAUCAUCAUGAUAUUUAUUAUGCACCUGUUCCCAGUCCACCUCAAAUUCAUACGUCUCAAAUAAUGACUCAGUCCCAUUGGCACCACAUUCUGGGUCACCCGUCUAGUCGUACUUGUAAUUAUCUUCUCAAUCAGAAUAAAAGUUACAUACCUUGUAACAUAAAAAAUAUGUCCCAUUGUAUGUCCUGUUCUAUUAAUAAAAGUACCAAGUUGCCAUUUUUUUCCAAUACAAUGUCUGCC
Molecule: messenger RNA, 1391 nt
Organism: Cuscuta epithymum
Lineage: Eukaryota; Viridiplantae; Streptophyta; Magnoliopsida; Solanales; Convolvulaceae
Source: the annotation of a GenBank genome assembly